AUGUACCGCAGCACAUAUCAGCGACCCUCUACCGUGGCCGACACUGCGGCUUCCGACAAAGCCGCUGCGCAGGCCUCAUCUGGAGCUACGCCUUCUGCGGCCGCUGCAGCUACAGCGCGCGCACGAGAGGACGCGUCGCUCUUCGGCUCCGAGUCUUCGGACAUCGCGUUCCCGGACACCCCAGCGCUCCCGUUCUGCUUCGCGUCCGCGCUCACGUUCGGCCUCUCGUUCGCGUUCGCGCUCGCCCCCACGCUCGCCCUCCUUGGCGUCGGCGCGUUCGGCCGGCUCAGCGCGUUCGGCGCACUCGGCGGGGCCGGUGCACUCGGCGGGGUCGGCGGCCUCGCGUCACUCUUCUCCUGCACGGCCGACGCACACCUCGCCGAGGGGCCGUGCGGCAGUCGGAGCUGGACCGGGCCCAGGUCGUCCCGCGCCUCGUCCUCGAACACCGCUUCCAGCGACUCGGCGGGGAGUGCUCCUGCGGCGCCCUUCUUCGAUCCUGUGAUUCCGCCUGCCGGAACUCCGUCUGGCUGGCGGCAGCCUCGCUACGCUCCUUGGCCCAAGCGGGUACGACGUCUCCGCCUUCAUCUCAUCACAGCGCAGGAGUUACGAACGCUCUUCCUGCCGCCGUCCGGCUGGAUCAUUCCACGCCGUGUUCCCCCCGCGCCUGCGAACUGGAACCGCGCCCUCGUGACUCCGGCCAACGUCGAAGCACUAUACGCGACUCGGCCAUGGCGGUACCUCGCUCAAGCCGCUGAGGCGCAUCUCUUCGCAUCCGGCGACGCGGCGUUCCGCCCGUUCCUACGUCGGCUCCGGCACCACAUCGAGCACUAG
Phytophthora sojae is the source of this 831-nucleotide messenger RNA. RefSeq lists its product as hypothetical. The record is from RefSeq and is a predicted model, not a curated record. Lineage: Eukaryota; Oomycota; Peronosporomycetes; Peronosporales; Peronosporaceae. The coding region runs from base 1 to 831 and encodes 276 amino acids. The transcript is spliced from 4 exons.